Molecule: messenger RNA, 2718 nt
Organism: Mus musculus (house mouse)
Lineage: Eukaryota; Metazoa; Chordata; Mammalia; Rodentia; Muridae
Gene: Tespa1
Product: thymocyte expressed, positive selection associated 1
Exons: 10
Coding region: 360-1736 (458 amino acids)
Cellular component (GO): cytosol; cytoplasm; endoplasmic reticulum membrane
Molecular function (GO): signaling receptor binding
Source: RefSeq, a predicted model, not a curated record
AUCCGCUUCCUCUUUUGAGCUGACAGUUGAAUGAGAACAGAGAGAAAGUCACAGUCUGCGAUAUGAAACUAUCACACAGCCCUCAUCUCUAGCACCACUCCUGAGAAAGAUUCAACCCUGUUUCGAGAACUUUCUUACCUCUGUCCCAAUUCACAGGUACUGCUUAGGGCAGAAGUAACAUACAGAGAAGAGAAGCCUGUCUGGUCUGUUGGUAGAAGGAGGUCCAGAGCACUGAAGACUGAUCUAGAAUCUGAGAGUGGUAGGAAGAACCCUGUGUGAUAAAAGGAAGAGAGAACACACUUGCGAUAUAAACCUGAAGGCAUCAGUUUGAUAGGAAGGCCUGAAAGUGGGCUCGAACAAUGGAGGCAUCGGUACUGAGCCCCACAUCCUGGGAGAAACGAAGGGCCUGGUUACGACAGAGUCGUAACUGGCAAACCCAGGUCCUGGAAGAGGAAGCAGCAGCAGCUCUUCAGGAUGCACUGGAUCCCGAGCCUUCUAGCCUGGAUGAUGUUUUCCAGGAAGGGAAUCCAAUCAAUAAGAUUGAGGACUGGCUGCAGGGCUGUGGUUGUAGAGACACUGAAGAGGGCCUUUCUGAAGAAUCAGGGCAAUCUAACUACAGUGGAUAUUCUAGCCAUGGGACAAGCUUUGAAGAUGACUUGAGUCUUGGAGCAGAGGCCACAUUACUGUCUACCAAUGGAAACCUCUUCUCUAGGAAUUUCCUCCAGACACCCAGGCUUUGCCAGUUACUUGAUCUUGGCUCUAGUUUGGCUUCCAGCAGCAUGACUGGUGGAACCAACAAAACCAGUUCAAGCAUCUCAGAGAUUCUGGACCAGGUACAAGAAGAUGCAGAAGAUAUUCUUUUCAGCCUGGGCUUCGGGCACGAGAACCACAAAGACACAUCUCGUAUCCCUGCAAGAUUUUUCAGCAACCCUUCUCAGGCCAAGGGCAUUAACUUUCAGCUCUUCCUGAAGUCUCAGGUGCAAAGGAUGGAGAUGGAGGAUCCCUGCCUGAUGCUGGCCAGCCGGUUUAAGCAGGUGCAGACGCUGGCUGUCACUGCUGAUGCUUUCUUCUGUCUCUACUCCUAUGUGUCUAAGACACCUGUCCAAAAGUUCACACCAUCCAACAUGUUCUGGAAUUUCGACCCAACGGAUGUGCCAUCCAUCAGGAUUCUGGCUCCAGAGCCUGAACCCUACUCACCCAGAGAACGUCUCAGGAGAGCAAUCUCAAAAAUGUGCCUGUAUACAGGUUCCCGAGAUCGGCUAUCAUCAUCUUACAACAACCCCAAAAAGAACAGUUUGGAUCAAAUUGUGUGGGAAGUGAUGGACAGAGUGAAAGGAGAGAAGAUCCAGCAAGACCCUGAGCAUAGGCAAGCCCUUGGGGAAGAGUCUGUUCCCCCAAUACAAAAUACAAAUCCAUCUACUUCUUCCCUUCCAUGUGUUUCCUACCCUAAAGAAGAAACACAGGGAGACAUGUGCCAUGCUCAUGCUCUAGCAAGACCAGGUCCACAGUACCACAUAAACUCUACACAGGUAAGGAGACAGCUGUGGGUUCUACAGGACAUUAAUGAGAAGCCACGUUCAGCUGAGAAUGAGAGUCCAUGGGAAAGAAAAAGCAAAGCAAGAAAGAAUCUGUUUCAAAGGGUUCCUGUGGACAAGAAUAUUAAGUCAUUGAACUUGCCCACCAUCCAGCAGAAACAAAACCAGGGACAAGCCAGACAUGAGCUGACCAAUCUUUAACUCAGCAGCUUCAGGAUGCUUCAGAUUUGGAGCAGAUGAGAGCUCAGUUUCUCAUGAAACGUACAUGUACUGAUGUUUUUUUUAAAUGUUUUUCAUAUAAAUGAAAUUGGAAAAAAACUACACAUUCUUUAAUAAAAUAUGUCUUUUGCCAAGGACCAGCCUCAGCAUGGAGAGGGGUUCUGAGAGAAAGGGUGACUAGGAGCUUCGAAGACAAACAACUUGAAGUCAAAUCGUGGAUCCAAGCAAACGACCUGGGUUCUGCUUAAUACAGCUUUUCCAGUCUGCUUCUCUCUAUGUUAUGCUUUCUCUCUGGAGAUUUCUCUGUCAAUAUUCUGCUUGCCUGCUACUCUAAGAGAUCUCCCUGUCCAUGUUCUGCUUGCUUUCCUAUCUCUCUGUCCAUGUCUUUGCUUAAGUGUGUGUGUGUGUGUCCAUCCAUUCAUCUGUUUGUCUAUCUGUACAAACACAGUGGGACAGGAAGGUUUUGGGUGUCCUUUUUUUCAUUAGUUAAAUUCUUUGUUUCCUUUACAUCCUGAUCAUAGCACACCCCCCCUCCCAAUCCUACUCUCACAAUCCCUCCCCCUUAUUAACCCCUCCUUCUCUUCAGAGGAAAGGAAGAGCCUCUUGGGUACCACCUGCCCUGGCAAGCUUCGGCAGGAAUAGAUACUCUCCCACUGAGACCCAGCAAGGCAAUCCAGCUAGGGGAGGGAAUCUAAUGGCAGGAGGCAGAGUCAAAGGCAGUCCCCACUCCAAUUGUUAAGGGGGCUAACAUGAAGCUGCGCAUCUGCUACAAAUGUGUAGGGGGCCUAGGUCUAGCCCCUGCAUGCUCUUUGGUUGAUGGUUUAGUCUCCGUGAGCCCCCAUGGGCCCAGGUUAGUUGACUGUGUAGGUCUUCUUGUGGUGUCCUUGAUCCCUCUGGUUUCCUCAGUCCUAUCUCUUUGGGUAUUUUUUUAGCAAUCCAUCACAGACAGUUUUUUUAAAAAAAA